AUGCCGCCGCCUCGCCGCGGGCUUCUCACAUCCCUCCUCGGCCUCCGCUCCUUCUCCUCCAUUGCCUAUCCCCAUCCCCACACACCCGCGCCCCUGCGGCGCCACGAGUUCGUCGCCGACCCCACCACCUCCACAAGCCGUGGCGUCAUCGGGGGCAUCGGCGGCGGGAGCGGGAACCCCUUGGACCCGACGCAGCUCCUCCGCGACGACCCGGUGGCAAUCACCGCUUCCCUUUGGGUAUCCUCCUUCCGCGCCGCCGCCGCCGCCUCCACCUCCGGCUCCGGCUCUUGUACCCCCGCACCGCCGCAGUCACUCACCCCCUUCCUCUCGCGCCUGGAGCUGUGGGUGCUCGCCUACCAGAAGGCGUACGCCGACGAGACCGGCUCCUACCUGCCGCGCUCCUCCAUCCCGGCCUCCACGCUCGCCGCCCUCCUCACGCUCCGCAACGCCGUACUCGACGCUCGAUUCCGCUUCGGCAACCGCCUCACCCCCUUCCUCCAGUCCCCGCUCGCCACCAACGCGCCGGACCCCGCCACCCUCUCCAAGCGCAAGCUCCGCGCCCUCCUCACAACCCCCGGCCCACCGCCCUUCCAGGACCGCGUCGUGCAGGAGCUGCUCCUACUCCUGCUCGAGCCCGUCUACGAAGCCAGGUUCUCGCCAAAGUCCUUCGCCUUCCGCCCAGGUCGAUCCCCGCAUGCCGCGAUCCGCACCAUCCGCCGCAGCUUUGCGCCAUACCUCUGGUAUAUCAAGGGCGACCUCUCCCCACUCCUGCACUCGCCUGAUCCUGCGCUUGUGGUCGGUGCGCUUAUCCGUGAUGUGCGUGAUAAAAAGGUGGUGGAUUUGAUCCGUUCGGCGCUGCUCACCCCGGUGGUGACUGCAAGUGAUGAUGCUGCAGCGAAGAAGAAGAAGACGAAGAGGAAAUACCAGAAGAAGAAGGUGCUGCCAGAGGGGGAGCCGAAGCCUGACCCUUAUUGGUUGCAGACGUUCUUUGGGUUUGCACCAGAGGAGGCACAGACGCAGCCUGAUUGGGGCCAUUGUGGGGUGCUGAGCCCGUUGCUUGCCAAUGUGUGCCUGGAUGAGCUUGAUAAGUGGAUAGAAGAGAAGAUUAAGGAGUUUUACAAGCCAUCCAAGUCGGAUGUUGUGGGAGGGGAUGAUGGUAUUGAGCAGGGUAACACAUCAUGGCCGGAGUUUGUUCCCACUAGUGGCCCUGACAAGACAAGGAAGGUGGACUACAUUCGAUAUGGCGGGCAUUUCUUGAUCGGUGUUAGGGGGCCAAGAGCCGAUGCGGCUGUGCUCCGGAAGCAGCUAGUUGAGUUUUGUGAUCAGCGAUUCAGGAUCAAACUGGAUAAUGAGAACCUCCCUAUUGAGCACAUCACAAAAGGAGUCAUGUUCCUUGACCAUGUGCUGUGCCGUCGAGUUGUGUACCCAACGCUGCGUUACACUGCUACAGGAGGCAAGAUCAUUAGUGAGAAGGGAGUUGGUACACUGCUUUCGGUGACAGCUAGUCUGAAGCAGUGUAUCAAGCAGUUUCGGAAGCUCGAGUUUUUGAAAGGAGACCGUGAACCUGAUCCACAACCAUGCUUCCGUAUGUUCCACGCCACACAAGCUCACACAAAUUCUCAGAUGAAUAAGCUUUUACUGACGAUGGCAGAGUGGUAUCGCUAUGCUGAUAACCGCAAGAAAGUUGUCAACUUCUGCUCUUACAUUAUAAGGGGGUCCCUGGCAAAGUUAUAUGCUGCCAAGUACAAGCUGCGGUCAAGGGCAAAGGUCUAUAAGAUUGCGUCAAGAAAUCUUAGUCGGCCAUUGAAGGAUAAGAAAGGGCAGUCGCCAGAGUAUCACAAUUUGCUGAGAAUGGGCCUUGUGGAUUCGAUUGAUGGUCUUCAGUAUACAAGGAUGUCGAUGGUUCCUGAUCCUGAUUACACGCCAUUACCAAGUGGAUGGCAGCCAGACCAUGAGAAGAUUUUGCUGGAGUAUAUAAAGCUCACAGAUCAACAAACAUUGGAAGAGCAGCGAAACUGCAUUAGAGAGGAGGGGCUUAUAACACCACAGGACUAUAUUUCAAUGUUUGUAUGGGGCUACAAGAAAAAUGCUGUUUUACUUCCUUCAAAAGUGAGUGAUGCCCAAGGAUCCACAGAGGACCUGGGUUCAGAUACUGAUGGAUUGGAUGAAAAAGAGCUAGGAAAUGAGGGCAAUAAAAGUUUCCCAAAGCUUGCUGAAAUGUCAUGA
This is a messenger RNA of Miscanthus lutarioriparius, 2226 nucleotides long. The record is from the annotation of a GenBank genome assembly. Lineage: Eukaryota; Viridiplantae; Streptophyta; Magnoliopsida; Poales; Poaceae.